AUGGAAACUACCGGCCGAGGUAAGAACAGAGGAUUGUUAAGAAGAUUUUUAGUUCACUUGUCUUUAAAAAAUUGCUCAAAUGAUUGAUAUAAAUUCAGGGUUUCAUAAACGACGGUUUUUAUAAAUGAAGGGUGUUUCUGUUUCUGGGUCAGGGUGUAGGGAAGGCUUUCAAAGACCCAUUUGUGGUAGCCGGGGAGGGAUUACACAGGGGCUCAAAUGUCUUCGGUUGGAAACAUUUCGCAAGAUUGGUUUGCACAUCUUUCCUUAUAAGCAUGAAGCAUUUAGUGCAUUUUACUGCAUGAAGCAUUUACACACACACUUUCUGAAUGUUAAAUCCCUUUCACAUAAACGGGAUUAAAUUUCCCAAUAAUCGUGGUUAGGAUCGGCUACGGAAAACGAUGGCAGGCAUAGAAAUAAGAGCGUAAACUUCUUACUUAAAAUCCUUUGGUUUGUUUUCAUGCAAGCCUUGUUGAGAGCAACCGGAGGUUUAUUUAAAAUUAGUGUCCAUUGUUAAGGCAAAACCAAUUCAGGGAGGAAGAUCUGCAAGCGUCGGUUCAGUUUAAGCCGAGCGCUUCCUUCAGAUUUGCCUCUUUGUCUUUUCCCAGGAGGAAGCUACCCCAAAGUCGGAGGAGGAAGGCGAAAAAGGACUGUUUUCAGCCCAUCUCACGUCGAGCUCCUAAAAAAGUCCUUUGAAGAGAACCAGUACCCCGGAUACGAGACUAGGGAGGCGCUGGCCAGGUGCAUCGGAAUCGAAGAAGAUCGUGUACACGUAAGAAUCGGGAUGGUGGGGGCUCCCAAGACUUCGCUAAACAGCACAUACUGGAAGAAUUUGAAACGCUCAGAAUAAUCCUUGCGUAGUCGAAGGCCUUAGUUCACCCUGGUGCCUUUCAGCAUAUCGCGAAAGGCGCCUUGUUCAAGAGCUAACUUCCUCUUUCUUGGUUCUUUUUAUUUGGGGGGGGGCGUAUCGUGGGUUCUGGGUUUAAAUCAUUUUAAAAAAAUAUUCAGAGACCCAGCUUUCGAAAUCUAAUUUCUGCUUAGUGCUUAGAAAUCUAAUUUCUGCUUAGUGCUUAGAAAUCUAAUUUCUGCUUAGUGCUAAAAGUACAUUAAAUCUGGUUUUAUAGGCUGCCUUUGCAGCCUGAUCCAGUUAACACUAACUCCCAAGGUAAUGUGCAGAGGACUGCAGCCAUAAGCAGCUUUCACUGGGGAGACUAAAAUGAGUUAAGCUGCAUUGCUUUUUCUGGCAAACGUUGAGCAAGUACUUAGUUCUCUCCUACAGAGAAAUUGGCAUUUAGAAAUAUAUAUAUAAACACUUCCCUGCCUAGUCCAUUACCCCCAGAAAACUUGGGAGGCUGAGGCAGAAGAUCCCAAACAGGGCACAAAAAAUGGGUAGGUCUUCUGAGUGAGCCAUUUAAAAUUACUGUUACUAAGUUUAUUGAGUUUUUAAAACAAUUGCCAUGCAUAAAGUGUUGCCUUCCAGCACAAAUGCACACAAAGAUGUUAAGUCUUGUAUGCAGCCAUCCACUUGGCAUUAACAAACGCUUGACAAUUUUUUACAGAUGAAGCUCACACCCACAGGUUAUACUUAAAUAAAGCAAGUCUUGUGGAACUGUACACUUGUGCACCUUUAAAAGGUGGCUUUUUCUGAUACUGCAGAACAAAAUACAGCCAAAUAGCAGUAUUUAGUCAUUCCAACUUAGAAGCUUUAUAUUUAACAGUAACUGGAGAUUAUGCACAUGGGAUAUAUGAAUGUGGAGCUGAAGAGAGUAGAAAAAUGCUGCAGAGAACUAAAGAGAAACCCCAGAGGAAUAAGCAUAAUUUAUUAAAUGUAAUUCUCUCUGUUGGAUCAAAAAGACAUAUUCAUGGUAACAAUGUCAUCUAUACUGGUUCUCUCCUUUCUUCUAUUCAGGUCUGGUUUCAAAACAGAAGGGCCAGAACACCAAAGACGAUUGAUUCCAGGAUAAGGAUCGGGAACCAUGCUGCAGCUCCUUAUAGCCACAGUGAAGGAACCCGUCCAAGAAGCAGCCUGGACAGCAGCCCGAGAAGCAGUCCAGGAAACCUCCAAAAUAUUCACAUGGAACAAUAUUAUCAGCCACACAACUUUCAUUAUGCUGAAAGCUAUAGAGGAGCAGGGUUGUGGCAGCCACCUCUCAACAACACACAACCGGGAGAGUGUGCCCCACAACAGCAGAGCUCCCUGGAAUUGAACCCUGCUUGUUACCAGCAAGCUGCUUUUUGUGGAACUGGGCUUUAUGAGACUUCCCAGGCGAGCAACUGCCCAGUUCCAUAUUAUGGUGCGGAGAUGGUGAGGCAGCCUUCACCAUCAUCUGGUAACUUCUUCAUGGCAUCAAGCACUUAUACUGCCAGGUCUGAAAUGGGGAAUUAUUCAGCUACAAAUCCUAUACAAAUGCAGAACAUUGAUGGAAGUGUUUCAGACUCUCAGUUUUCUCUUUGUCAGGUUCCAGAUUAG
Molecule: messenger RNA, 2467 nt
Organism: Podarcis lilfordi (Lilford's wall lizard)
Lineage: Eukaryota; Metazoa; Chordata; Lepidosauria; Squamata; Lacertidae
Source: the annotation of a GenBank genome assembly